Symsagittifera roscoffensis is the source of this 3006-nucleotide messenger RNA. RefSeq lists its product as uncharacterized. The transcript has 3 exons. Gene Ontology annotation, biological process: DNA integration. The record is from RefSeq and is a predicted model, not a curated record. Gene Ontology annotation, molecular function: nucleic acid binding. Lineage: Eukaryota; Metazoa; Xenacoelomorpha; Acoela; Convolutidae. Bases 1 to 3006 code for a protein of 1001 amino acids.
AUGAACCGGUUUUUGCUGCAACAGGUGGUUUUCAACCAGGAGGAUGGCAAAACCGUGGGGGACCACGGAGAGGAAGAGGAGUUCGUGGUUCUUUCAGGGGUGGAAGUUCUGGACGUCGAAAUACAGCUGGGUCAAAUCCCGUGGAUAGAAGUACUGGAAAAAUCAGUGUUUGUACCAACUGUGGCAGAAACAGAAGAAGACGAAAAGGUAGAUGAGACAGUUUUCUUGAAUUUUGCGAUGCUCACUGCUGCUCUUCUGAACGAAGCGUUUGGCAAGGCGGUUCUAGAUUCAGCGUGUACUGCAACUGUGUCUGGACAAGUAUGGAUGGAAAACUAUAUUUCCCAGUUGCCGGAUUAUUUACAAGCUUUAGUUGAGCGUGAAAAAGUCGAUACCCAUGUUGUGUUCGGUGGUGGUGAGCGGAUCAAAGUUGAACAUAAGUGUUUCAUACCUGUUAAAAUCGGCAAUGUUACUUGUUUUCUCGGAGUAUUGGUUAUUCCCGGUCAGUUGCCGUUAUUGAUUAGUGUUGCGUCGGUGACUAAAGCAAGAUUUAGUAUUGAUUUUCACACCAGUAUGUUGAGUACAUCAGAUGGAGGAAAAAUCCAGUUACAAUGUUCGAAAACUGGACAUUUGUUGCUGGAUAUCAGUUUUGGAAAUGAAGAGUUCUGUUGCCUGAGUUCUGGUAAUUUGAAUUCUCAGCAAGUUAUGAAGUUACAUCGUCAGUUUGCUCAUUGUGGUUCGACCAGACUAGAGAAGCUAAUAGCUAAAUCUGGUGCUAAAGUAGUGAAUUGCACCGUUGCUGAAGUCGUACGUGACUGUGAAGUUUGCCAGAGGUUCGGACGAGCUACUCCGAAGCCAAGUGUGUCUUAUCCUAUCAGUAUGGAAUGGAAUAAUACUGUGGCUAUGGAUUUGCACGAGAUGGCCCAGUCGGGACACACUUUGUGGUAUUUACACGUGAUUGACUUGUUUAGUCGUGUUAGUGCAGCUGUGUUCAUUACAAACAAAAGACCGAGUACAAUUAUUGAAGGUUUUCUUCGUUGUUGGUGCUUGGUUUACGGAUAUCCGAAAGCUGUUUUAACUGAUAAUGGUGGUGAGUUUGACAAGGCUGAUUUUCAAUCAUUUGCUCAAAAUAAUGAUAUUAUCGUGAAGACUACGGCAGCUUUUUCACUCUGGUCCAACGGCGUUGUUGAGCGGCACAACGCAGUUCUUAGAGACAUGCUGGAGAAAUUACUGGCCGAUGAAUCAGUUUCUUUGAGUAAAGAUAUUGUUUUACAGCAUGCCGUUUUUGCUAAAAAUAGCUUGGCUAACAACGAUGGCUUCUCACCGUUUCAAGUCGCGUUUGGUUUUGGACCGCAUGUCCCAUCUGUUCUUACCAAUAAACUGCCAGCUUUGGAAUGCGAGACCACUUGCGAAGUUGUAGCGCAAAACUUGAAUGCGUUGCAUAAGUCUAGAAAAUUAUUUAUCGAAGCUGAUUGCAGUAAUCGCAUCAGACGGGCUCUCAAAGCCAAAGUAGUGACUGACAAAGGGCCAUUUGUUACUGGGAAUAGCGUGUUUUAUAAAAGGGACGGAGAACUGAAAUGGCGAGGUCCUGCAAAAGUUAUCGGUCAAGAAAGUAGUGUUGUUUUUGUGCGACAUGGUGGCCGUGUUGUAAAAGUACACACUUCGCGAUUGAAACGAUGUGCAGAUCAAUUUCAACAGAUGUCAGAAGCAGAAGCUGGAUUCGAGGAGAAAAAGGAAGUUUUUGGCGACAGUGGUUCAACAGACGCUGAUCGCCAGGUUGUUGUUGAUGAAACUGAUGAUGAAGGCGAAAAUACAGCUACAAUUGAACCUGGUAUCGAAAAAGGACUCCGUAUUGAUGUACCAGGCGAUACAGCAGUUAAUUGUGUUCCAAACGACGUUGCUGAGACUAUUUCUGAGGAUUUAUCACGAGAGUGCUUGAAACCUGCCGCUGGUCGACGGAUUCGUUUUGUUUCACGCCAAUCUGGGUUUGAAGGAGAAGAAAUUGAAGCGAUUGUCAAAAGCAGAGGAGGAAAGUCGACAGGUGUUCAUAAAGACUGGUGGAAUAUUGUUUAUGAAUCUCCCAAAGAAAUUAAAGGGAAUUUGGAUUGCGUUGACGUGUCAAAACUGGAGGAUGUAGAAGUCAGUGCUCUGAACGCGACUGCAGAUGUCUAUUUUGAAGCGAAAAUGGAUGAAAUGAAGAGUUGGAAGAAAAACGAAGUAUUUGAGGAAGUUAUCGACGAAGGGCAAGAAUAUCUGUCCUGCAAGUGGGUGCUCACUCAGAAGCCAGAUAGAAAGAAAGCACGACUCGUAGUUAGGGGUUUUGAAGAUCCAGAUCUUCAUAACGUCAUAAAGGAUUCUCCGACUUGCUCCAAAGAUACUUUCAGGAUAGUAGUAUCACUCUGUGCCUCCAAGGCGUGGAAAUGUAAUUCGAUGGAUUUAAGAACGGCGUUUUUACAAGGAAAACCUCUUACCCGUGAUGUAUAUGUUAUGCCACCGCCGGAAGUUGGAUUAUCGGGGAAACUCUGGAAAUUACGAAAAUGCGUUUACGGGCUUGUUGACGCGGCUCGACACUGGUAUGAUAAAGUUAAAGACGAAGUAUUGGCCACAGGAUGCUGUGUUUCAGAGUUUGAUCCGUGUUUGUUUUACAAGAAAAAUCAAGCGGGUGAAAUAGUUGGACUGUUAACUACCCAUGUUGACGAUUUUUUGUGGGCUGGCACCGAACAGUUUGAAUAUUCUGUGAUGAAGUCGCUUGACGUGGUUUUCGACAUCAGAUCGACAGAGACAGCUCCAUUUCGUUAUCUUGGGUUUGACUUAUCGCAAACGGAAAGAGGAAUUAAACUGGACUUAUCCUCGUAUGUAGAAGAAUUGCGGGAGAUUAUUGUGCCAAAACAUGAUUUUGUGGUCAACAAGUUUGCUAGGCGUGAUAUGCGUGCUAUUCUGGGGAAGUUACAAUGGGUCGCAUCACAGCUGGAUAAUUCGUUACUGGACAACUAUUCCAAUAUUCAGUAA